Molecule: messenger RNA, 1238 nt
Organism: Pelmatolapia mariae (spotted tilapia)
Lineage: Eukaryota; Metazoa; Chordata; Actinopteri; Cichliformes; Cichlidae
Gene: synprb
Product: synaptoporin b
Exons: 5
Coding region: 61-972 (303 amino acids)
Cellular component (GO): synaptic vesicle membrane; synaptic vesicle
Source: RefSeq, a predicted model, not a curated record
AUUUCAACCUGGUGACUAAAGCUGUCUGCACCGUGCGGAGUUGGGCUCUGUGAUUUUUAAAUGUGUAUGGUUAUAUUUGCUCCGAUUUUUGCCAUCUGUGCUUUUGCAACAUGUGGAGGAUACUAUGGUCAUCUCCAGGUUAAAGUGGACUGUGCAGACAGGAGGCAGAAUAACCACAGCAUCAACAUUGAUUUCGGGUAUCCUUUCAGAUUACAGCAAGUGCAUUUUAAAGCUCCUUUGUGCAAAGAGAACAGAGAUGAGAUUAUUUUCCUGGAAGGUGACUUCUCCUCAGCUGCCCAAUACUUCAUGACUGUGGGUGUCUUUGCUUUCCUGUACUCGCUGUUGGCAACGAUUGUCUAUGUCUUCUACCAGAACAAGUACUUGAAGAACAACAGAGGUCCACUUGUGGACUUUGUUGUUACGAUCAUCUUCUCCUCCAUGUGGUUGGUCAGCAGUUGUUGUUGGGCCAAAACUCUUUCUGAUAUAAAGACAGCCACCAACCCAACACAGGUGCUUCUUCUCAUCACUUCCUGCAGAGCUCAGGAAAACAAAUGCACAGCUACAGAGGAGCCUCUCUGGUCACGUCUUAACACAUCUGUGGUCUUUGGCUUUGUUAAUGUUGUCCUCUGGUCUGGGAAUAUUUGGUUUGUCUUCAAAGAGACGGGCUGGUACAAGACUGGACAGAGAUAUCCGACCAGGAGUGCAUCUGGGAAACGCUCAGGUUCAAUGCGACAGCGGCUCUACAGCGAGAGCAGCUUCGACCAGCCAGAGGAGAACUUUGCUCCCUCUAGACAAAACAGUUUCAAUCUGUCAAAGGGAGACUUUGAUCACCAGUUGCAGAGGCAAGCUAGCAUCAACCAGUCACAGGUAAGCUUCAGCUUACCACAGACAUAUCUUGGUAAACCGGUAAUUUAUGACAGAGAAGAUAAAAUGGCUUCUCAAGGUCCGAUGAUAUUUGUCAAUGAGAUGUGACUUAGAUUUUGAUCAUGCACAUGCACGUAGAGAACUGAAUGAAAAUUUGCUACUGCUGUUUUGAGUUUGUGAAAAUGACAUGAUUGCUGACUAAAUGUAACUCUGAAGGGUUUGGAUCACAAUAUAGUUUAUCCUCUACAUAAACUUAUACGCGCAUGAUUGCUCAAGAAUACUGUUUCUGAGAUCUCUGGGUCCUUUUGCAUGUUUUACUGUGCAUUUUCUAUUUUCCUUUUAUUUUCUGUGGACAAUAUUUUUUUUUGGGGGGG